AUGAGAAUUUCACGUGAAAUUAAAUUUUUGAAUCUCGGCGAUGGAUCUUCGAACGUCGUCAUUUCACCAUUUUCCAUCGAACAAAGUCUUUCGAUCAUCGCAUUAGCUGCUAAUGGCAACACUUCCACCGAGCUUCAAGCCCUUUUGGGACACAAAUCCGACUUUUUGUUGGAAUCCUUGUCAUCGCACUCCAAAUCUUACAUCACCGCAAACCGAGUUUACGUUUAUUCAGACCGCAGCUUGAACGAAGAGUUCCAGUCGACGAUCGAAAAACGCGUUGGAUAUGCCGUCGCCGAGUCAAUUGACUUUAGAAAUAAUUACAGGGCGGCUCUAAAAAUCAACGGAUGGAUCGCAAACCAAACGGACCAAAAAAUUCAAGAUUUAAUUAAUCCCGAUGCGAUCACCGGAGACACGCGAGUCGUUUUGGUAAACGCAAUUUACUUCAAAGGCAACUGGAAAUACAAAUUCGAGAAGGAAAAUACGUUCACGGACGAUUUUUACGUGACCGAAACUCAAAAAAAGCCAAUGGAGUUCAUGCAACUGAAGACCGACUUCCGUUACAACGAAUUUAAAGAUCUCGAUGCGACUUGCGUUGAAUUGCCGUAUGAGGAUGAAAAUGUCGCGAUGUAUGUCGUGCUGCCCCGAAAACGCACCGGCCUGAAGGAUGUACUCCAAAAAUUCUACAAAAUUGAUUUUCACACGGAAAUUGUCGAAAACUUGAUUGAACAAAAAGUUGACGUCACCCUUCCUCGAUUCACGACUGAAUUCAGUACAAAUUUGAACACGGCCUUGAAAAAAAUGGGAGCAAAGACGAUUUUCAGUGGCAAAGCUGAUUUUAGUAACUUAGUCAACUCCCCAGAACCGAUCGAACUGAGCGAAGUCAUCCACAAAGCGGUCUUGGAGGUGAACGAAGACGGAGUUGUGGGAGCUGCAGCAACGGAAGAAGUCCUAGUGAGUCGUUGUGCCCCGAUUUGCGAGUAUUUGGAGGCCGAUCAUCCAUUCUUGUACGUAAUUUACGAUCGAAAUGCCCGUCAAAUGUUAUUUUUGGGAGAAUUUCAUUCGUAA
Messenger RNA from Culicoides brevitarsis, 1065 nucleotides. RefSeq names its product serine protease inhibitor 42Dd-like. The coding region runs from base 1 to 1065 and encodes 354 amino acids. The record is from RefSeq and is a predicted model, not a curated record. The transcript has 2 exons. Gene Ontology annotation, molecular function: serine-type endopeptidase inhibitor activity. Lineage: Eukaryota; Metazoa; Arthropoda; Insecta; Diptera; Ceratopogonidae.